Molecule: messenger RNA, 2463 nt
Organism: Solanum dulcamara
Lineage: Eukaryota; Viridiplantae; Streptophyta; Magnoliopsida; Solanales; Solanaceae
Product: plastidic ATP/ADP-transporter
Exons: 5
Coding region: 302-2167 (621 amino acids)
Biological process (GO): nucleotide transport
Cellular component (GO): membrane
Molecular function (GO): ATP:ADP antiporter activity
Source: RefSeq, a predicted model, not a curated record
AAUAGGAGAGUGAUUACCUAAACAGAUUAAGCUUAGUAAAUUCUACAUUAUUUUCUUGUUUGUCCUUUUCUGAGCCCGUUCAGGGUUUUUGGUUCUUGAUUCAUACAUAUAUAUAUAGAAAAGAAUAGAUUUUUUUGCUUACCUCUCUCAGAAAUCAUUCCUCUUCCCCAAACCUUAUCCCUCUCAUCUCCUUCUCUCUCGCUUCCUCUUCCUCUUAUAUUCAUCUGUUAAAGGUCCAAUCUUUGAGUUUUCUUGGACUUGACAGAGAAAGAGGGAGAGAAAGACAUAGAGAGAGGUCUAAAUGGAAGGUGUUUUACAAACAAGAGGGUUUCUUUCUUUGCCUUCCAAACCAAAAAUCAAGGCUUUUUACCCACUGCCUCAAGGGGGUCUAAGGAACAGAUUCAAUUCUUUAAGUACUUUAAAACCUAAGCCCCCUAAUGGGUUAUCUCUAUCCUCAAAUGGGUUUCAAAAAGUUGAAGGCUUUGACACGAAGCUUCAGUUGUUUGGCCAAAAGAACAGAAUUUUUCCAAUAUGCAAAGCUGAGGCUUCUGCUGCUGCUGCAGCUGAUGGCCAGCCACUUUUUGUUGAAAAGGAGCCACCUAAGUUUAUGGGGAUUGAAUUUGUGACCCUCAAGAAAAUUAUACCACUUGGGGCAAUGUUCUUUUGUAUUCUUUUCAAUUAUACCAUCCUUAGGGACACUAAGGAUGUAUUGGUUGUAACAGCCAAAGGGUCCAGUGCUGAGAUUAUCCCUUUCUUGAAAACAUGGGUGAAUUUGCCUAUGGCUAUAGGCUUCAUGCUGUUGUACACAAAGUUGGCUAAUGUGUUGUCAAAGGAGGCUCUUUUUUAUACUGUUAUACUUCCCUUUAUUGCAUUCUUUGGGGCGUUUGGGUUUGUUUUGUAUCCUCUUAGCAAUUACUUUCACCCUACAGCUUUUGCCGAUAAGCUUCUCAAUACUCUUGGUCCAAGAUUUCUUGGACCAAUUGCUAUAUUGAGGAUCUGGAGUUUCUGUUUGUUCUAUGUCAUGGCUGAGCUUUGGGGAAGUGUGGUGGUUUCAGUACUCUUUUGGGGAUUUGCUAAUCAGAUUACGACUGUCGAUGAGGCUAAGAGAUUCUAUCCUUUGUUUGGACUUGGUGCAAAUGUUGCUCUUAUUUUCUCUGGUCGCACAGUGAAGUACUUUUCUAGCUUGAGAAGCUCUUUAGGUCCUGGAGUUGAUGGUUGGGCCAUCUCCCUGAAAGGGAUGAUGAGUAUUGUUGUGUUGAUGGGUGGGGCAAUCUGUUUCUUUUACUGGUGGGUGAAUAGAAAUGUUCCUCUCCCAACUCGUAGCAAGAAGAAGAAGGUAAAGCCUAACAUGACCACAAUGGAGAGCUUGAAGUUCUUGGUCUCUUCAAAAUAUAUCAGGGAUCUUGCCACAUUGGUUGUAGCAUAUGGCAUUAGUAUCAACCUUGUUGAAGUUACGUGGAAGUCGAAGCUCAAAGCUCAGUUCCCAAGCCCUAACGAAUACUCCUCAUUCAUGGGUGACUUCUCAACUGCUACUGGAAUAGCAACUUUCACAAUGAUGUUGUUAAGCCAAUGGAUUUUUGACAAGUAUGGGUGGGGAGCAGCAGCCAAGAUAACACCUACAGUCUUGCUCCUUACCGGAGUUGGCUUCUUCUCCCUGCUUUUGUUUGGUGCCCCUCUAGCACCUACUCUUGCCAAGUUCGGAAUGACUCCUCUUCUAGCAGCUGUCUAUGUGGGUGCAAUGCAGAACAUUUUCAGUAAGAGUGCGAAGUAUAGUUUGUUUGAUCCCUGCAAAGAAAUGGCCUACAUUCCUUUGGAUGAGGACACAAAGGUUAAAGGGAAGGCAGCAAUCGAUGUUGUCUGCAAUCCACUGGGAAAGUCUGGAGGAGCUUUGAUACAACAGUUCAUGAUUUUGACUUUUGGUUCACUUGCCAGCUCGACUCCCUACCUUGGCGGUGUGCUUUUGGUAAUUGUUCUUGCAUGGUUGGCAGCAGCCAAGUCUUUGGAUGGACAGUUCACUCAAUUACGCCGAGAAGAAGAGCUUGAGAAGGAAAUGGAGAGAGCAUCAUUGAAGAUCCCUGUCGUGUCUCAAAAUGAAAAUGGAAAUGGUCCUCUCUCGAGUGACUCAACUAAUGCUUCAUCUGAACCCUCCUCCCCAAGGAGCCUGUAAUAUCAUUAUUAAGAUCACUUGCAGAACAGGAGGAAUAAAAAGCAAAUAGAUGCGUCAGGUGGUAUCUUGGUUGCAGUCCAACUAUAGCUGAUGUUGUCAAAUCUUUGUUGGUUAUAGGAAUUCAUUUUUACUCAGAGAAAUAAAUUUAGAUAUAAGAGAGGCAUGUCACCAAAUUAGCCAACCUGCCAUCCCAUAUUUAUUUCCUGGUAGUUACAUUUUUUCUCAGUUUUGUAGCUCCGAGUUCUUGUUGAACAACUUUCUUUUGGCAAUGUAAGCAUGUUUUGUUUCUCCAGAAA